Messenger RNA from Penicillium argentinense, 495 nucleotides. It is a transcript of the gene tma22, whose product is annotated as putative RNA binding protein Tma22. Gene Ontology annotation, biological process: translation reinitiation; formation of translation preinitiation complex. Bases 1 to 495 code for a protein of 164 amino acids. Gene Ontology annotation, molecular function: mRNA binding; translation initiation factor activity. The transcript is spliced from 2 exons. The record is from RefSeq and is a predicted model, not a curated record. Lineage: Eukaryota; Fungi; Ascomycota; Eurotiomycetes; Eurotiales; Aspergillaceae.
AUGGCUGAAGUGGCAGACGCAGGCCCGGUCGAACCGCAGGCCCGCCAUGUUGUGUACUGUGGAGAUGCGGUAACGGCCAACCUCUCAACCCUCUCCGUCUCAGCACAAGAGCGUGCCGCCAAAGACGCUGCCAAGAAAGAAGCAAAGGCCGCGCAGAACGAGCAGCGGGACGCGGAACGGAAAGCCGCGUCCAAGGUCUUUAUCAAGCGGGUCGAGCGAAACAAACGCAAGCACGUCACCGUGAUUAUGGGACUGGAGGUCUUUGGGCUCGAGAACAAGAAGCUGGCCAAGGAGCUGGGGAAGAAGUUCGCGACGGGAUCGUCGAUGACCCGGUCGCCUGCGGGGGCGGAGGAGAUUACCGUGCAGGGCGAUGUGAGUGAGGACGUGAAGGAAUGGCUGCUGGAGGUCUAUGGGGACAAGGUGCCCGAGGCCAAUAUCGAGCUGAUUGAAGAUAAGAAGAAGAAAAAGGCAGAUGCCGCGGCGGCGGCUGUCUAA